Messenger RNA from Chrysoperla carnea, 1455 nucleotides. RefSeq names its product tumor susceptibility gene 101 protein (gene TSG101). NCBI's taxonomy places the organism in Eukaryota, Metazoa, Arthropoda, Insecta, Neuroptera, Chrysopidae. Gene Ontology annotation, molecular function: ubiquitin binding. Gene Ontology annotation, biological process: protein transport; protein modification process; endosome to lysosome transport. Bases 155 to 1381 code for a protein of 408 amino acids. The transcript is spliced from 8 exons. Gene Ontology annotation, cellular component: ESCRT I complex. The record is from RefSeq and is a predicted model, not a curated record.
AUAAAACUUUUUUUUAAACUAUUAUAAUUUAUGGUGUAAACGUGUAUUAAUUAAAAAUUUGACAGGUCUCUGUUGUUCAUUAAACUUCGUAAUUGAAUAAUUACCCCUCUUUAUAUUAAACUUAAAUAAAAGUUAUUAAACAUAUUAAUUGGAAAUGUUAGCAAAAGAUGAGAGUAAAAUUAAACAAUGUCUUGUAAGGUAUCAAAACCCAGACGUAACUCGUCGAGAAAUAUUGAGUGUAUUAAAUCAUUACAAUGGAUUAGCUGCCCAUUUAGAACCAUACGUCUUCAAUGAUGGAACGAAAAUGGACUUAGUAAAUUUAGCUGGUACAAUUCCGGUGAUGUACAAAGGUGCAUCGUAUAACAUUCCUGUUUGUAUAUGGUUAGUUAAUACGCAUCCAUUUAAUCCGCCAAUUUGUUACGUAAAACCUACAGCAGAUAUGCAGAUUAAAAUAUCAAGAUACGUGGAUUAUAAUGGAAAAAUUUAUUUACCAUAUUUACACGAUUGGACACCAAAUGCUUCAGAUUUAUUAAGUUUAAUUCAAGUCAUGAUUGUGACUUUUGGUGAGCAACCUCCUGUAUAUGCUAAGUCACGCAAUGAGCCUUCAAGUAUGCCGCCUUAUCCAGCAACAUCGUAUAUGCCGAUGCCUCCAACAUCUACAUCGUCUUAUUUGCCAUAUCCUCCUAGUGGAGGAUACAAUCCACCAACAACAUCUUAUGGUGGCUCUGGACCAUAUCCUCCAUACCCAACACAGCCGCCAGCAAAUACAAACUUUCCAUCUUAUUCAAUGUAUGGCAAUGCGUACCCUUCACAUUACCCAAGUUAUCCCGCUGGCCAGUCACCACCAUUAUCUGGAAACGCAACGACUGGAACUGGAACUAUCACUGAAGAACAUAUACGAGCAUCAUUGCUUUCUGCAGUUGAAGAUAAAUUAAAACGACGUUUAAGGGAACAAUUUAUGCAAAAUCAAGCAGAAUUAGAUACUUUGCGGCGUACUCAACAAGAAUUGACACAAGGAAAAGCGAAAUUAGAAGAUAUUUUACAACGUUUGGAUACAGAACAGGCUGAAUUGGAUAAAAAUCUUCAAAUUCUUCAAGAGAAAGAAAAAGAAUUAGAAACAGCUAUUGAAAAAAUUAGUACUGAAGAAUUUAAUGUUGAAGAUGCUGUAACUACUACUACUCCGUUAUAUAAACAGUUGUUGAAUGCAUUCGCCGAAGAAGCGGCAACAGAGGAUGCAAUUUACUAUAUGGAUGAAGCAUUACGUCGUGGUGUCAUUGAUUUGGAUGUUUUCUUAAAACAAGUUAGAACAUUAUCGCACAAACAAUUCAUGUUAAGAGCAUUAAUGCAAAAAUGUCGGCAAAAAGCAGGUCUUGCUGGUUAGAGGAUUGUUUUCAAAGGAUGAUGAUAUAAAUACAUAUUUUUAAUUUCUAAUGAUGAUAAAUAAAAAUACAAAUA